Colossoma macropomum (tambaqui) is the source of this 3262-nucleotide messenger RNA. RefSeq lists its product as uncharacterized. The record is from RefSeq and is a predicted model, not a curated record. Bases 54 to 2204 code for a protein of 716 amino acids. Gene Ontology annotation, cellular component: membrane. The transcript has 10 exons. Lineage: Eukaryota; Metazoa; Chordata; Actinopteri; Characiformes; Serrasalmidae.
GGACAGCAGCAGUGAACACUGUAGUUCAAAUCAAACUGAACAAAGACUUGAACAUGGAUCUAAGGCCCAGGAUGCUGAGACCUCAUCUCAUUUUAAUGCUUGCCGUCAUUGUUCUUGAUGGCACCAUGUUGGCUGACGGCUCAAAUAUAAGACUUGUCAAUACACACGGCGUCUGUUCUGGUAGAGUGGAAAUCUAUCACGAUGGUCAGUGGGGAACAGUGUGUGAUGAUAACUGGGACAUGAAUGAUGCGGCGGUGGUGUGCAGAGAGAUGGGAUGUGGCACAGCGGUCAGCGCCCCUGAGAGUGCCCACUUUGGUCAGGGAAGUGGCCCAAUACAUCUGGAUGAUGUUGCUUGUUCUGGAAGUGAAAGCUCCAUCACAGCAUGCAGUCAUAAUGGAUUUGGCAAACACAACUGUAAUCAUGGUGAAGACGCUGGUGUGACUUGCUCAGAUAAUAAAUCAGGCCCUGAUGAGAUCAGGUUGGUGAAUGGAAAUAGUCGCUGUUGUGGCAGAGUGGAAAUCCAGCACAAUGGCCAGUGGGGAACAGUGUGUGAUGAUGACUGGGACAUCAAUGAUGCAGAGGUGGUGUGCAGACAGAUGGGAUGUGGCAAAGCGGUCAGCGCACAUAGCAGUGCCCAUUUUGGUCAGGGAAGUGAACCAACAUGGCUGGAUGAUGUUGGAUGUAGUGGAACUGAAAGCCACUUAACUCAGUGUUCACACGGUGGAUUUGGAAAGGAGAACUGUGGACACGAAGAAGACGCUGGAGUUGUUUGCUCAAAUGACCUGCAGAGUCCCUCACUCACCCUGACCUCAUCUCACUCUGCUGUAUCUGCUGGAGAGGCUGUUCAGUUCAGAUGUGUCUUGCCCAGCCCAACCUGCAUCUCUGCAAACUUCCGAUUGUACAGAAACGGGCAAUCAAUAAAAUCCCAAACAGCUGAAUCUUCGACAACAUUUGAAUUGACUGUGGAUUCCUCACAUCAGGGCCGGUACAGCUGUGACUAUUCAUACCAGGGAAGCAGCUCCAUCACAUCCUCCAGGAGCAGCUCCAUAGAUCUCACUGUGGUAACUCUACCCGCACCAAGCAUCUCUCUCCGUCCCACCAAAGAGGUCACAUGGGGAGAGAAGGUUGACAUCACCUGCUCUGUAGAAACACAGUUCACAGGUGGAUCCUUCACUCUGAUACAGAACUCUGGAUCAUUUAGAGAGACCAAGAGUGGAACCUCCGUCACCUUCAGUUUACCAAAAGUGGACUUUGUUCAUGAGGGGUCUUACUACUGCCAGUACCAGACCAGAGUGUCCAGUCGUGAUUUCCGUUCUCCACAAAGUAGCUCUGUUCGUUUCUCUGUUGUAGUGAACUUGCUGCAGCCCCAUAUCUCCUUCAGUGCUCCUGAUGGAAGGUCCCACUGGUGGCUUCAAGGGUCAGAGGCGACCAGGGACUACAGCUUCUCCAUCAUCUGCUCCAUUCAACCACAAUAUCCAGGAGGCUCCUUCCACCUGAAGUUCAGUGGAUCCAACAUCACCAGAACUCAGUCAGCUGUUAACCACUCAACUACCUUCUUCAUUCCUGAGGCAGAUUUUGCCGACCAGGGAAACUACAGCUGUGUUUAUGAAGUAAACGUGUCUUCACGCACCUUUAACUCUCCUACCACUGAACUCUUGGCUGUCACUGUGAAAGCGUCACCAGUUCCCUUCAUCGCUUCUGGAGUGACAGCAGGACUGUUACUCAUAUUAGUGCCAAUCAUCAUUUUCUUCAUAAAGAGAAGCAAAAACCAAAAAGAUCAUCAGACGGCUGUGAAGACGGAUCAUAGACUUCGUGCCAGAAACACAUAUGGGGUUACCGGAGGAAAUAAUGAGAUGGAUGAUGAAGAUUAUGAAAAUGCAGAAACUGUUUUUCACCAGAAAGAAGAUUCAGAUGAUUCUGAUGAGGACUAUGUUAACGUAGAUGUUGAUGUCAAGAAUAAGGCAGUGGCCAAUGAUUAUGGAGGUGCCAAAACCACAUGUGGGAAUGAGACGGAUGAUGAUGACGACGAUGACGACGAUUAUGAAAAUACAGAAGUCACUGUCCAGAAAAAGGAUCAGAGGUCAAACCAGAAAGAGGAUUCAGAUGUGUCUGACGAGGACUACAUCAACAUAGAUGAAGAAGCAGAGAAAAUGGCCGUGGACAACGACUAUGAGGAGGAACAAAUUUAUGCAAACACGGAUUAGUAUGGUAAACUAAACAAUUUCACGUGUGUCACUGUAAUUCAAACUCACCUCAACUGCAUCAGGACAAAAAUAAGCAAGUCUCAGUCUGUAAAAUUCAGUGGUUGUUUGCAUGAUACUUCUCAAAUAUUCAUACAACACAACCUUAUUUGUCUGUAACAAAUGGCAGCGAUAUACAAACCUUCUGUGUCCUCACAAAUUGAAUAUUCUUGUAUACUUUGUACCAACAGUGACAGAAAGCAUGCCCACAAAGUGACAUCUACCAGAGAAAUAUUUCAAGAUGAUUCUUUGAGUUCAAAGCAUCAGACAAACAGAACAGACAUUUAAAGUGAACCUAUUAGUGUGAACAUUUAAACACACAAUACUGUGUGCAAGUGUGGUGCCAAAGACCUAUUCUCACCAAGUACGAUUUUUUGGGAUGUUUUUUAACACAAAGUCUGACACUCUAAGAAUGUGGGAGGAGAACAGAAGAGAAAUGAUAAACUUGUAAUAGUGAUUAUAAACUAAAGUUUUUUUUAAGCAAUGCAAGUAAAAGGCAGACACACUGGACUCAUGAACAGACUAGGAUACACCCCCACAGAGGUACACAACAUAAUGAUAUUUGGAGGCAGUGGCGGCUUAGUGGUUAGAGCUCUGGACGAUUGAUCACUGGGCUGUGGUUUCAAUAAAUGGGUCUAAAUUACCACUGUUUGGGCCCCUGAGCAAUGCAUUUAACCCUCCCUCCUCCAGGGGCCCCGUAUAAUUGCUGAGCCUACAAUAAAAAUACUUAAUUACUUGUUAUCUGUUCUGCUGCUACUGAGAGAAUGGAUCUCAACUGGUCAGCCUGAUUUUUAAACGCUGGAUCUGAUGAGUAAUGUUACAGCAGUUUUAGACUCAAUGUAAAAGAUGGUGUUAAUAUGUAUGUGUUCGUUUUCAAACCCUGCUAAGUGUUUAUUUUGUCCAUUAAAAUGAACUUAGUGAUCCCUGGUCGCGAGUUCGAUCCCUGGUGAUGCUACAGCCAUCCGUAGCAGGGAGUCCAAGAGAGCACAAUUGGCCUCGCUCUCUCAGGGUGGGUAGGGUGU